GCUAGCGGCACACACAGUUGUCACUCGUCAGAGAGAGCGAGAGAGAGAGUGAGAGUGACAAACAGAGAGACUGAGGGAGCGAGAGAGUGGAGCAGAGCAGCAGCAGCUACGCGGAUGCCAGCGCAAAAAGAAAUGUAUACGCUAUAUGGAGGCGUUGAAUGGCAACGGCAAGGAGGACGGCAGCGGCAUGGACGAUGGCGGCAACAUGAGCCAACUGAGUGAGGACGAUGACGACGACGAUGAUAACUUGGGCGGCAGCUGUGGCAGCGGGGACGAGCAUAAUAAGACGGCGGACGAGGAUACGGAAUCGCUCAAUCAAUCGCUGUCCAGUCCGGGCUGCCUCAGUGGAUUGUCCAGUUUGCAGAGUCCCUCCACAAGUCUGGCCAGUCCGCUCAAUAUGCUGACGAGUCCGGCAACGCCAGCGGCCGUAACUGGCAUGCUCUCCGUAUCUGUUAGUCAGCAGUCCGAACAGCCGUCCAGUCAGUCCAGAUCUGGUUCCGGAUCAAGCAGUGGCUCAACCUGUAGCAUAAGCAACUCAGCGAAUACCUCCAGCACUGCAUCGCCAGCGACGACGGCGGCGGCGGCGGCGCGCGCCAUGAUGCUGGGCAAUCGAUUUAGCCAUCUAGGCAUGGGUCUCAGUCUUCCAGUGGGCGCGGCAGCGGCGGCGGCUGCCGCUGUAGCUGCCUCUGGUGGGGGUGGCAGCAAUCCCACCGACCAAAUAUUCCAGUCACAUCAGCAUCCCGCAGUCAGCAACGCAACUACCUCGUCGUCGUCAUCGUCGUUGGCCACGAACGACUUUAGCGGAGCGGUUGGCGUGCCCCCCAUGGGCAAGUCGCUGGUCUCCACGCUGGGGAGCGUCAGCAACAAAUCGGGCCUCCCCGGCCUGACCACAAUGCAUCGCAAUCCGAUUGGCGCCAAUCCGCGUGACAUUAACAAUCCGUUGAGCAUCAAUCAGCUGACCAAGCGGCGGGAGGACCAGAGCAUUGGAACGCUCGACGGCGUUUGCGACAGCAAUCGAGGUGGCGGCAUUGAUCCAGCGGUGCUGAGCGCCGCCAAUGCAAGUGCGGCAGCCGCCUCACUGUUGCAUCAUUCGACGCCGCCACCACCCCAUCCCUACCAUCCGCAUCACUCGCUCUUCAGCAGCAGCUUCAGCCAGCAUUUCCAACAGCAGUUUAGUCAUCAUCUGGCCAACUCCAGUGCUGCAGUAGCGCUGCCCGUCGAGGGACCCGCCCUAACAAGCGUCAAGCGUCGCAAUACCGGGGAGCCACCCACGGCCCCAACCAACGCCCCCACGCCCAGUGCGACAGAGACGGGAGCCAUCAGCGUAUCAUAG
Molecule: messenger RNA, 1333 nt
Organism: Scaptodrosophila lebanonensis
Lineage: Eukaryota; Metazoa; Arthropoda; Insecta; Diptera; Drosophilidae
Product: protein pangolin, isoforms A/H/I/S-like
Exons: 3
Coding region: 146-1333 (395 amino acids)
Source: RefSeq, a predicted model, not a curated record